CAUGAGGAAGCCUAUCAACAUGACAUAACCAGGUGGCUACUGAUAUUGUAUAACUGCAUAUUUUGCGGUGGUAAGAGUGACUGCGGGGCUGAUUGACAUCUCUAUGGCCCCGUGAGAGCUGCUUCAUCAUGCCUGUCGAAGGUCCGGAGCUCGAGGCGUCCUCGGCGCUCUCCAGCCCGGCCAGCGCUGCUCUCACCCCUGGAGGGUCCGAGGAGGACGGAGCUGCCGCCCGGGGCACAGCAGUCUGCUCCUUCCCUGAAAACGGCCAGGACUCCGAGGCAGCUGCAGCCUAUCCUGGCAACACCGGGCCCGAGGACAGCAACAAUGCUGGCAAGAGGUCUGGAGCGUUGCUGCAGAUCGACCGACAGCGCAUCCAAGCUGCGUCUGCCAGUUCUGGAGCUGAUGAACUCCAGGGCCUUGGUGUGGCUGUGUACGACCAGGACGUCCUCGAGCAGGGUGUUCUGCAGCAAGUAGACGAAGCCAUCCAGGGGGCUAGUCAGGCUGCUGCAAAAGCAGAAGCUGAGAAGGAGUACGAGUCUGUGCUGGAUGAUGUGAGGUCUGUCACAACAUCUCUGAAACAUAUCAACAAGAUUAUUGAGCAGCUGUCUCCCUAUGCAGGCUCCAGCAAAGAUAUCAGUAGGAAGAUCGAAUCUGUCAAACGACAGAAAGAAAAUAAGGAAAAGCAGCUGAAGAAAGUGAGAGCAAAACAGAAGCGACUUCAGGCCAUCUUGGGAGGAGAGGACACUCAAAGAGUGGAAGCUGAACUUUUGGCAGAAGAUGAUGGAGAGGAAGAACCGGGACCAUCCACGCUUGGCAGCAUGCUCAUGCCUGUUCAGGAGACUGAAUGGGAGGAGCUUAUUCGGAAAGGUCACAUGACUCCUUUUGGAACCCAAAUCCAGCAGAAGGAGGUAAAGAAAGAACCCCGAAAGCUGAUGCUGGCUGAGAAUUCUGCCUUCGACAUGUACUUGGCGGACCAGGCCAAGAUUGCCACUGAUAGGAAGAAAGGAUUACUUCAGAACAAGAAAAGAAGUUCUGCUCGUAGCCCUAAUGAAGAAGCUAGCAGUAAAACAAAAAAAAAACAUCUCUCAUCUACGGACGGAAAGCUGAAGAAACGUUCGAGAAAGCUGCAGAUAACUGCUCUGAAGGCCCAUCCCAAGGCUCGACCUAAGACUGAGCCAAAGCUCCCUAAACCAAGGAGGAAGAGGCACACUGAGGGAGAGGAGACAGGCAGUGAGGGGUCAGAGUACCUGCCCAGUGAUGAAGGAAUAGAUUUUGACCAAGAGGAGAGAGAAGCCAUGGAAGAGGGUUUGGGGGAGAUGAAUGAUGAUAGCGAAUAUGAAUUGAAACCAUACAAGAAAAAACCUGGGCACAGAAGGAGGGAGAAGAUUAAGAAAGAACAAAGUGACGAAGAAUACAGCCCUGAAAGUUCAGAUGAAGAAGAUGAUGAUGCUGAAAGUAAAGCCAAAAAAUGCAAAGAUGAUGGAGAUGUGGAGUACUACAGGCAACGAAUAAGGAAAUGGAAACGGCAGCGACUUCGGGAACGGGAGGAGAAGAGAGAAAGAGAUGAGGAGCUUACAGAUGACAGUGAUGUUGAAUUUGAUGCAGGCUUCAAAGUUCCUGGUUUCCUCUGGAAAAAACUUUUCAAAUACCAGCAGACAGGUGUGCGAUGGAUGUGGGAACUCCACUGUCAGCAGGCCGGUGGCAUCCUGGGAGAUGAGAUGGGAUUGGGUAAAACCAUCCAGGUCAUCUGUUUUCUGGCUGGGCUAAGCUACAGCAAAGUUAGGACAAGGGGGUCCAACUACAGGUAUGUUGGUUUGGGUCCAACAGUUAUUGUCUGCCCUGCUACGGUCAUGCACCAGUGGGUGAAAGAGUUUCACACCUGGUGGCCUCCCUUCAGAGUGGCAGUUCUACAUGAAACGGGCUCAUUCAGCAGCAACAAGGAAAAGCUGAUUCCAGAAAUAGCAUCAUGCCAUGGUAUUCUGAUCACUUCAUAUUCAGCUGUGAGAAAUUUGCAAGACGUCCUGCAGCGCUAUGACUGGCACUACAUUAUACUGGAUGAAGGUCAUAAGAUUAGAAACCCAAAUGCUGGAGUUACCAAGGCCUGCAAACAGUUUCGCACUCCUCACAGGUUCAUCCUGUCAGGUUCCCCUAUGCAGAACAAUUUGAAGGAGCUGUGGUCUCUGUUUGACUUUACCUUCCCUGGUAAACUGGGGACAUUGCCUGUCUUCAUGGAGCAGUUCUCUGUGCCAAUUACUAUGGGAGGAUACAGCAAUGCAUCGCCUGUACAGGUCCAGACGGCCUUUAAGUGUGCAUGUGUGCUGAGGGACACCAUCAAUCCUUAUCUGCUCAGAAGAAUGAAGGCAGACGUCAAGGCCAACCUCUCUUUGCCUGAUAAAAAUGAACAGGUGCUGUUUUGCAGAUUAACAGAGGAUCAGCGGCAGGUGUAUCAGAGUUUCUUGGAUUCCAAAGAGGUCUACCAAAUACUAAAUGGUGAUAUGCAGGUAUUCUCAGGGUUGAUUGCACUGCGGAAGAUUUGUAACCACCCGGACCUUUUCUCAGGUGGCCCACGGAUACUGAGAGGAAUCCCUGAGGAGCAGCUAACUGAGGAGGAACAAUUUGGCUUUUGGAAACGCUCGGGAAAGCUGAUGGUGGUGGAGUCACUGCUGCGUCUUUGGUUCAAACAGGGCCACAGGAUCUUGCUCUUCACUCAAUCUAGACAGAUGCUGCACAUCUUGGAGGUGUUUGUAAGAGAAAAUAACUACUCAUACAUGAAAAUGGAUGGCACAACCCCAAUCGGUUCCAGACAGCCUCUCAUCGCUCGCUACAAUGAGGACAAAUCUAUUUUUAUUUUCUUGUUGACCACUAAAGUUGGAGGACUGGGAGUCAAUCUGACCGGGGCCAACAGAGUCAUCAUUUAUGAUCCAGAUUGGAACCCUAGUACAGACACACAGGCACGGGAAAGAGCAUGGAGGAUCGGGCAAAAGCAGCAAGUAACAAUCUAUAGGCUGCUGACUGCAGGAACCAUAGAAGAGAAAAUCUACCACCGGCAAAUCUUCAAGCAGUUUCUUACAAAUCGUGUUCUGAAGGACCCCAAACAGAGACGGUUCUUCAAGUCUAACGACGUUUACGAGCUCUUUACUCUGGCUGACCCAGGUGGAGGUCAAGGAACAGAAACUAGUGCCCUAUUUGCAGGUACAGGAUCUGAUGUUAAAGUACCCAAGAAAUCGGAGAGACCAAGGCCAUCAUACACUGUAAACCUCAAAGGCAGCCACGUGCAGAAACCCUCUUCACCAAGUCGGGUUGAAACUGGUGCAGACAGAAGACACUCUUCCUCAGAAGACAUAAGGACACUAGGAGAUUGCAGCACUUCUUCAUCCAAUACAAAUACUCAGGUUAAAUCAAAUGUAUUGAUGGACCGUGAAAGCACCAACCAAGAUGAUAUGAUUGUUGUGCCAAAUAUUUCAGCAAAUACACUACCUCCAGGACAAAAUAACAAAGACUCAGAUACAGCCAUGCCAGUUGUCAAAAACGUGCAGUCACCUGGCUAUCACCACCACAGAGACAAAGACCCUACCCUCACUAGCCCACAGAAACACAGGGAGAAGAGGAAGCACUGUGACUCUGCUGACAUGGAGAAACACAAACAUAAAAGAUGCAAACACUCCCGAGGCGCUCGAUUGGAAGGCCACCGCAUCUCUUAUUUGGUAAAGAAAAGAACUGGCAGGAAGACUGAGAGUGAAGAAACUGCAGCAGAGGAUCAGAAAAAAUCAGACGACUAUGUAUUGGCAAAGCUCUUCAAAAAAUCUGGUAUCCACAGUGUGAUGCAACAUGAUACCAUCAUGGAGUCCUCCAACCCUGACUAUGUUCUUGUGGAAGCAGAGGCCAACAGGGUGGCUAGGGAUGCCCUUAAAGCUCUUAAGAUUUCUCGGCAGCAGUGCAGACUGCCCUAUAAUAGUACAGUUCCUCCACCUGCAAGGAAACGAUUUGGACAAAAGAAGAAUUCCAUCUUGGUUCAACCUGCUGGUCAGUCUGCCCCCACUCCGAUCAAAUGCAAGGAUAUUGCAAUUGUAAAGAAGUCUGUGUCAAAGAAACCUGGAGCUGGAGCUCAUUUCAGUGGGGAAGUGCCAGACACUGAAUCUAACUCUGCCUCACUGUCAUCCUCGUCUCUGCUGGCCAAAAUGAGAGCCCGUAAUCACCUCAGCAAGCCCUCUACCCAGAGAGAAGAUGAGGCGGAGGAGGAGGAUGGAUCUCCAGCUGCAAGAACAACCUCUCCUCCUCCAGCCACUGUGCAUGAUGAGCUGUUAGUGGAUCUGCGCAACUUCGUAGCCUUCCAGGCGAGUGUUGAUGGGCAGGCCACCACCCAGGAAGUCCUGGAGUAUUUCAAACCAAGACUGACACAGGAACAGGCGCCUGUCUUCAGAGAGCUACUUAGAACCAUCUGUGAUUUUCAUAGGACCUCUGGUCAAGAGGGCACCUGGAGACUGAAACAGUCCUAUCGUUGAUGAAAAUGGCAAUAAAAAACAGAAGAAAGCCAUCGGAUGUGAUUCAUAUUUGAAUACCUCAUUAAAUGUUUUAGAUAAAUUCUGUAAUGUCUUUUUCUAUAUUUGUCUGUUUACUUCACUGAGAUGUAUAAUACACGACAGACCAAAAUAAUUUAAGUUAUUGAACAAAGGAAUACUUAAUGACAGUUUAUUGUGGAAGGACCAUAGGUACACUUAACUUUCUAAUGACUCUUGAAGCAAAAGUUUUUUGUUUUGUUUUCCUAGUGUAUUCUAGGUGGUUUCAGGUCUCCACUUGUAUGACCAUCUGCUUUUAUGCUUUUUCAAUGUUUUUUUCUUUUUCAAUUGAAAACCUUAUUGUAUCUGAAUUCAGCGGUUUCCAUUUGCCUUAAAAUGUGAAGUGUUUUACUGGGAAUGCAGGAUCACUGCUUACCAAAUGUGUGCUUCAAAAAGGAUUAAUGGCAAGGUUGUUGGUUUUUUUCUUUCUUUCUUUAAAAUUGUAGUAAGCAAUGUCUCAUUCACUAUUUCACUGUACUGUUGUCUUUUAAAUCAGCACUAUGUUUCCAGUGCAUGAUAGUAGGGAUGGGGAGAGGGUUAAUGUGAAAUAAAUUGAAAUAACCCACCUUCAUUUUCUUUUCUUUUUUUAAAACUGUUAAGGAGAAAUCUUAAAUGUCAUGUUUUAUAAUUAAUAAAUACAAUGUAUUUUCU
This is a messenger RNA of Cololabis saira (Pacific saury), 5207 nucleotides long. It is a transcript of the gene ercc6, whose product is annotated as excision repair cross-complementation group 6. Gene Ontology annotation, biological process: transcription-coupled nucleotide-excision repair. Gene Ontology annotation, molecular function: ATP-dependent chromatin remodeler activity; ATP binding. Gene Ontology annotation, cellular component: nucleus. The coding region runs from base 129 to 4502 and encodes 1457 amino acids. The record is from RefSeq and is a predicted model, not a curated record. The transcript has 22 exons. Lineage: Eukaryota; Metazoa; Chordata; Actinopteri; Beloniformes; Belonidae.